Neomonachus schauinslandi (Hawaiian monk seal) is the source of this 1140-nucleotide messenger RNA. RefSeq names its product formin-like protein 5. The transcript has a single exon. Lineage: Eukaryota; Metazoa; Chordata; Mammalia; Carnivora; Phocidae. The record is from RefSeq and is a predicted model, not a curated record. Bases 1 to 1140 code for a protein of 379 amino acids.
AUGGCUCCGGGAAACGAACGCCUUUGCCGGGCCGAGCUUCGGGACCCCAGGCGUCCCCGCCACGCUCCCGCCCCUCCCCUGUCCCGCGGGAGGGGAAAACAAGACGCCCUCCACCCCAAACCCCACGCCAGGAAGCGGCUGACGCGGCUCCGCACUUCACAUUUUGUUCCUUCAACUUCAGCGGAGGGACCCUGGCGGCUUCUCUCGCCCCCCGACUGCUCGGCGCCGUCCGGCGCUGCCGAGGCCUUACUGGCACCCCCGGGCCGCCCCGCCGGGCCCCGGCCCCGCCCCCCCCCCCCCCGCCCCGGUCUCCCCUUCCGUCCCCUCCCUCCACCAACCGAGGGCGGGAGCCGAGCCACCGCCGCCUUUACCUCCUCCUCCUCAUGCGGGCGGAAGGUGCAUCGAGCGCCCGGGCCUCUGUCAGGUGGUUGCGCCGCCGCCCCUCGUCGGGCUGCACACAAAGCGGCUCCGCGGGUCCCGCCGCCGCCGCCGCCGCCCGCCCGGGAGCGGCGCUGGGGCUGGCGGUGCCGAGGAGGAGCAGCCGCCGCGGGGGGAGACGCGGGGCGAGUGUGCGCUGGGCGGGGAGACACUGCCGCUCUCCGUCUGGCCGAGGAAGAGCAGCCUCAGAGAAGGCACCUCCGGGAGCGUGUGCGCCCGUGUCCGCCCGGGACCCCCGCGGCCCGCCCGCCCACACCUCGCGCGGGCCGGCUCCGCCGACCCGGACCCGGACGCUCCUCGCAGCGGCGCGCGCCCGGCCGUCCGUGCCCCCGGGAGCCGGCUCUUCGCGCACACACCAGCCGGUCACGCGAGCGGUGCGAGAGCACGCGAGAGCAGGGCGCGCGCCUCGCUCCCUCCCCUUCCUCCGCCGGCCGUGCCUCCGCCUCCCUCGGGCCCGAGGCGGCAGCGCGCGAGGCGGACAGCGCCGCCACCCGGUUGGCGCCAAGACUUGCGCCUCUGGGAGGAUUGGACCCAAAGGGCAAGCGAGGAGGGGCCCCUGUGGCGGGAAGAGAACCCGGUCCCAGAGGCCCUUGUGAGGGCACGCAGGACGAACUGAGCUUUACGUUAUGCCGCGAAGAUGAGUUCAUGACUUUUGGGGUUCAUCCUGAGAGACAUGGACGGAACUGGUUGAAAGACGGUUAA